AUGAAUUUAGGGUUGCGUGGAAGCAGAGAAGGGGACACUCUCUGCUCUUCUUUCUUCCGGGUCCACUCUUCUUCUCCCUCUUUCAACGCUUAUUUAUUAUAAGUGUUUCUAUAUUUAUACACUUACUUUUUCAUUCCCAAACUAUGCAAAUUUCUUCUUCUCCAACCUCUUAAAUUUCUUCAGUUCAUACACUACGCACUCGUUAUUAGCUUACACUUCCUUUUUUAGCAAGCUACUACUAAGAAAUGAGUAAUGAUCAUGCUCAUAAUUCCGAGACUGAAAGCUGCUCAAACACUGCCACCUCAUCCUACUCGCCGCCGUGUUCUCCCGCUUCAACGCACUCUACUACUUCUAACAAACACACCGCCUUUGUCUCAUCAGAACAGCCCACCAACAAAAAGAGCAAACGCGUAAGAUCAGACACCAACAAGCACCCGGUUUACCGCGGUGUUCGCAUGAGAAACUGGGGGAAAUGGGUGUCGGAAAUUCGUGAGCCUCGCAAGAAAUCUCGCAUUUGGCUCGGUACUUUUCCUACGCCUGAAAUGGCGGCCAGAGCUCACGACGUUGCUGCUUUAAGCAUUAAAGGUAACUCAGCGAUACUCAACUUUCCUGACCUAGCUGACUCGCUACCACGCCCGGCCUCACUCGCUCCUCGCGACGUUCAAGCUGCUGCUACUAAAGCUGCACAAAUGGAUACGUUUGAUAAAAAAAUAACCGACAGUGCAACGUCAUCGUCGUCUUCAUUGUCAUCUUCUUCUUCAACUUCUUGUUUAUCAUCUCUGGUUUCUGCUAUGGAUUUAUCAGCAACGACAACGACAACGACAUCAUCAGAAGAGGAUCAGUUGAGUGAGAUUCUGGAGUUGCCGAGUCUAGGAACGAGCUACGAGUCAGCUGAGUUGAGCAGCGAUUUUGUGUUUGUGGACUCUGUGGACAACUGGGUUUAUCCUCCGUCGUGGCUGGAGGGAAGCGACGGUGUUUUUGAAGACUUGGCGGUGGCUGUUGGAGGAUUUAAUAUGGCGGCUAAUCUUACAACUGGUGGUUUUGGGCAAGGUUUGUUAUGGAAUUAGUGUGAUUUAUUUAUUUCUUUCUUUCUUUUUCUGUGAAUAAUGUGAUAUGAAGUGAGUGUUGUGUCAUGUUUUUAUUUAAUGUAAUUUAAAGAUUUUUAGCCCUUUUUGUUUUUCUUCAAAGGGCUAAAACUUUUGUUUGGUUGUGUAAUGUGACCUCUAUCAAUCUAACUGUACAGUUGUUUGGAAA
Messenger RNA from Mercurialis annua (annual mercury), 1254 nucleotides. Its product is annotated as dehydration-responsive element-binding protein 3-like. The coding region runs from base 246 to 1067 and encodes 273 amino acids. Gene Ontology annotation, biological process: regulation of DNA-templated transcription. Gene Ontology annotation, molecular function: DNA binding; DNA-binding transcription factor activity. The record is from RefSeq and is a predicted model, not a curated record. NCBI's taxonomy places the organism in Eukaryota, Viridiplantae, Streptophyta, Magnoliopsida, Malpighiales, Euphorbiaceae. The transcript has a single exon.